AUGAGUGAAGAAGGAAUUUGCUGUCCAGUGUGCAUGGAAAGAUUCAAUGAGAGCCGCCACUCUCCUCUCCUUUUAGGAUGCGGCCACACCUUUUGUCGGGACUGUCUCUGCUCACUCCACAAAACCAAACAACAGCUCAAAUGUCCUCACUGCAACAAAGUUGAUCACCGAGCACCAGAUCUGCUGCCUAAGAACUACAUCUUAUCUGAAGUCGUCUUAAAAUCGCUGUACAAUACAACCACUGAGUCAGACCCGUGGUCUUGCAAGUUGCACCCUGGGGAAAAUAUUGCUUUUAUGUCUCAAAGUACCCGACAACUCUUCUGUUCUGAAUGUUUGAAUGGGAAAAACGUCAGAGACCUGAUCAUGCUGGAGUCUCAAAGCAUGGCAUCUCAGCUAAAGGUUUUCAAAGAUCUCUAUGAAGGCUGCUCUGUGCAUGACUUACAUUUAAGGGCUGAAGUCUGUGGGCAGUUAAGUGAAGCUUUAGAAGGGCAAAAACUGCGAGUGAUUACAACUAUUGAUUCCGCCUACAUGAGUGCUGUGCAAGCUUUAGAAAACCAGUUUACAGCGUAUAAACAGAGGAUUGCCACAGCUUUCAAUAAAGAAAGAGAUAAGCUGACAGAUACCAAAGAUUUACUGAAUUUGUUGAAAGAAAUGAAAUCUGGAGGAGUCCCAAUGAAUAAAAUCACCCAGAGCAUGCCAGUGCCGAAACAGCUACAAAUAAUUGGGGCGUUGAUGUCUAUAAGUGAAAUUGGGAUUUCAGCUGACCUGAAAAAGCUUGCUUACACGCCUUUUGAGUUUCAAAACAAGAUUGAAUUGCCAUCUAAAGCGUUUGAUGUAGCAGUUGCGAUUAUCGAAACCCCAGUCCACUUGCUUAAAGGAAUUGGCGCUUCUAUGGAUACAGCUGAAAAAAAAUUAAGCAGAUUUGGCCCUCCUACCAAUAGAUGGGGAAUUUUUGAGGGCAGAAAUCAAAUAGAAGCAGUUACCUUUACAGUGAAUAAAAAGAUGUUCAUCACUGGGGUGGGGAUUGGGAAUGCUUAUCAUGUAGGAAAAACUGUGAAAAUUGAAAACUUAAAAGUGAUUAAUGGCUCAACUACGAAUUCUCCUGCAAUUUAUGAGGAUACUAAUAUUGACUUGUUUUACGAAGCCAAUUCUUCAAAAGUGGUCAAAAUUUCGUUUAAAAAAGCUGUGGAGUUGGAAUGUGAUCAUGACUAUACUAUAAAAGCAGUGCUCAAAGGAGACGCAGGCGUUUUUAGAGGUGGAACUACAACAAGGACCAAAAAUGGGGAAAACGGGAUUAUUUUUAAGUUUAAAAAUACUACUUAUGAUGCUGAUGAUGUAAAGAAUGGAGAAAAUGCUGACGAUGGGCCGAUUUUUGAUAUUUACUAUAAAUUAAGCAUCGACCAGUCUAGCUCUGAUAUGAAAUUUUCUAGAUUCGAAAGUGCACAAGGGCAAUGGGGAUUCUUUUCAGAGCAUCAAGUAGAAGCUUUUACAUUUAGCUUCGACAAACCAGUAAUGCUUUCAGGCUUUGGCGUUGCAAACCCUGUACAAGAAGGCAGCACCUGCACUAUCAACUCAUUAAAAAUCCUUAAAGGAAACUCAACUCAAGGUCAGCUGGUCUUCGAAAAUCCUGAAAAAAUGACUUUGACAAAUAACGGUGCUGAUCCUAUCACCAAGAUCCAGCUUUCAAGCUUAGUUAAACUCCAAGCAGGAGAAAAGUAUACAGUCCGAAUCGAAAUUAAAGGAAGUGACUGGGUUUUUCGUGGCCAAAUUUUUAAAGGAAACGUAAUUACAGUCAAUAAAAUCACUCUAACUACAGAAAAGGCUGAGUAUGCAGGAGGGGACACCAAAGAUGGGGAUAAUGAAAGAGACGGACCAUUAAUUGACAUUUAUAUAGCCUCAACAGAUGCGGUUUCUGCCUUCGGCAUGGGAGAAGUCCCUGAUAGACUUGUAGAGCUUGCUGGAGGGGAAACACAAAUUUGCAGAUUUGAAGAGACUGAUAAACAGUGGCACCUCAACAGCGAAAAUCAGGUAGAGACAUUCAGUUUUUCUUUCAGUGAAGACGUUCUUCUUACAGCUUUAGGCCUAGGAAACUGUGUUAAGGUAGGAAAUUUCAUCACUGUAGAAAACGUCCAGAUCCUCUCAGGAUCUUGCUCUAUAGGCCCUAUAAUCUAUAAUUCAACACAACAGGUCUGCUUGUAUAAUCAUACAGAUACAAACCCAGUCGUAAAGGUGAAGCUUGAAUCUCCAUUAAAAAUAACUGGAAACAUUCCAUAUACCUUAAGAGUUAUAAUGAGAGGUGAAGGCAAAGCUUAUAAAGGGAAAAAAUUCCGAGGAGCUGCUAUCACGAUGCCAGAUGGAAUAAUAUUUAAGUCAAUGAAAAGUCGACUUGGAGGAACUGAUAAGCGAAAUGGCGACAAUGAAUCAGCUGGGCCUCUAUUUGAUGUUUACUAUAUUCCGCUGGAAAAACCAUAUUCUCUUGACCAAUACAAUGAGCUACUCAACUUGUUAUUCCCCAAGUUUACGGAAAAAAAGAGUCCUGAAGUGCUGCCUGGAGAAGAGAGCAAAGUCUGCAGGUACGCGACGACAGGAUCUAGUUGGCAUAUAAAUACAGACGGUAAGCAGGUCGAAGCGAUCUCCUUUAAAGUCUCCAAAAACAUACGGUUAACUGCAUUAGGACUAGGAAACGCCCACGAAGAAAGCAAAAAGGUGACCAUCAGGAAAAUUCAAAUUAGAGAAGGCAAAAGUACCCGCGGAAACAAGGUUUAUAAUCACAGCACAAAGGAAAAACUCAUCAAUAUCGGCGAGGAAAGCAAGUUUGUAAGGGUGGGGCUUGAAAAUCCUGUAAUUUUGGAGCCAGAAACAUGGUACACCCUAAGAAUCAAGUAUAAGCAAGGAGCUCCAGUGUGCAGAGGGACAACCGUGAAUAACCAUCCAUCAGCGAAUGGGGUGCAGUUUGACUUUGAAAAAGCCAAAUUUGAUGGAGGAGACAUGGAAAAUGGAAGCCAUGAAGUGCAUGGUCCUUUGAGGGAUUUUUAUUUCCAUCUAUAA
Molecule: messenger RNA, 3048 nt
Organism: Blepharisma stoltei
Lineage: Eukaryota; Ciliophora; Heterotrichea; Heterotrichida; Blepharismidae
Source: the annotation of a GenBank genome assembly